Alligator mississippiensis (American alligator) is the source of this 8278-nucleotide messenger RNA. RefSeq names its product zinc finger protein 618 (gene ZNF618). Gene Ontology annotation, molecular function: protein dimerization activity. NCBI's taxonomy places the organism in Eukaryota, Metazoa, Chordata, Crocodylia, Alligatoridae. The transcript is spliced from 19 exons. The record is from RefSeq and is a predicted model, not a curated record. The coding region runs from base 305 to 3229 and encodes 974 amino acids.
UGCCCGCGCCGCCAGCAGCCCGAGCCGCAGCAGCAGCAGCGCGAGCCGGAGCCGCGGCGGCAGCAGCAGCAGCAGCAGCAGCAGCGCCCUUGCUGAAGGCGGCGGCGGCGGCCCAUGCCCCCGGGGGGAAGGGGGGCUGCAGCAGCCCGGCGAGCCGCCCACCAGCGCAGCGGGGGCAUCGCCCCCACUCGCCGUUCCUGGGAGGGCGGAAAGGAGGCAGCGGCGGCGGCUCCUGCAUUGUGCGCGCGGCGGCUCGCAGGCCCGGCCGGGAGGAGCCGGACUCGCCUUCCCCCAGCCCAGCCCCAUGAACCAGCCGGACGGCCCCGCUCCGCCGGCGGCAGCGGCAGCGCAGGGAGACGGGAGCAGCAGUACUGGGAGGAGAAGCUCUUCAAGCAGGGAGCGCUUGAAGAGAAGUCCAAAGAGCCCGAAAGCAGAGGGCUCUGAUUCUGUGACCUCCCAGUCUUCUCCCAGUGAAGAGACUGGAAUGAUGACUGAGGUGAAAGUGAAAACAGAGGUACCAGAUGACUAUAUUGAAGAGGUGAUCUGGCAGGAUGACACCAAAGAUUCCAAGAAGAACAUAAAGGAUGGGCCAGGAGAUGUGCCAGCAGAAAUCUGUGUAGUGAUUGGUGGGGUCCGCAACCAGCAGACACUCGAUGGAAAAGCAGUGGAACGUGGCUCUCCUGUUGGAUAUACACGAAACCGAUAUUCAGGCACCUGGAUUUUUGACCAUGCAUUGAGAUACACGUCCGGGUCUUAUGAAUGUGGAAUAUGUGGGAAGAAAUACAAGUAUUACAACUGUUUCCAGACCCAUGUGCGAGCGCAUAGAGACACUGAAGCUGCCUCAGGUGAAGGAGCCUCACAAGGCAACAAUUUCAGGUACACCUGUGACAUUUGUGGGAAAAAAUAUAAAUAUUACAGCUGUUUCCAAGAGCACAGAGACCUGCAUGCCGUGGAUGUUUUUAGUGUGGAAGGGGCCCCAGAAAACCGGGCAGACCCCUAUGACCAGGCAGUCAUAGCACCUGAUGAAGUGAAAGAAGAGGAGCCGGAACCAUUUCAGAAGAUUGGUCCAAAAACUGGCAAUUAUACAUGUGAAUUUUGUGGCAAGCAGUACAAAUAUUACACUCCCUACCAGGAACAUGUGGCACUGCAUGCACCUAUUAAGUUCUCUCGAUCUCCACUCUUCGUGGCAGUGAAGACACAGGCGAGCCAAUCCGGCAAAAAAACACCGGCUUCAAUAAUCCGAUGUUCCACCCUCCUGCACCGCACCCCCUCCGGUGUCCCACCGGCAUCCCCAUCCCAGAUGUUCCGCGCUCCAAAUUCUGGAUCCCCAGGAAGCAAGGCCACCACAGCAGAAAGCGCUUUCAGCAGGAGAGUGGAAGGCAAAGUGCAAAACAACUUUGAAGAAACAAACAGCAGCUCCCAAAACUCUAGCGCAAUUCAUUCUGGGACAGAAAAACCAAAAGAAAAGAGAUGUAAGCAGAACCCAUCAGAAACCGCAAGUCCCCUGAUUUCAAAUCCUUUCCCGCUUUUACAAAAACCUUACACCUGUGGAGCUUGUGGAAUCCAGUUCCAGUUUUAUAACAAUCUCCUGGAACACAUGCAGUCCCAUGCAGCUGACAAUGAGAACAACAUUGCCUCUAACCAACCCAGAUCACCUCCGACUGUUGUGGAAGAAAAGUGGAAACCACAGCUCCAAAGAAACAAUGCCAAUAAUACAUCUGCAAGUGGUUCAGUAGGAAACAGCGCAAUUCCGGAGAAGGAGCGGCAGAACAUUGCUGAGAGGUUGCUGCGGGUGAUGUGCACCGAUCUGGGAGCUCUGAGUGUGGUGAGCGGAAAGGAAUUCAUCAAGUUGGCACAGACCCUGGUGGAUAGUGGCGCUCGCUAUGGUGCCUUUUCUGUCACUGAAAUCUUAGGUAACUUCAACACUUUGGCUCUGAAGCACUUGCCUCGGAUGUACAACCAAGUGAAAGUGAAAGUGACCUGUGCCCUGGGCAGCAAUGCCUGCCUGGGCAUAGGGGUCACAUGCCACUCUCAAAGCGUUGGCCCAGAUUCCUGCUACAUUUUGACAGCUUACCAGGCAGAAGGCAACCACAUCAAGAGUUAUGUCCUGGGAAUUAAGGGUGUGGACAUCCGAGAAAAUGGUGAUUUUAUCCACCACUGGGUGCAGAAUGUGCUCUCAGAGUUUGUGAUGUCAGAAAUCAGGACAGUGUAUGUCACAGACUGCAAGGUCAACUCAUCUGCUUUCUCCAAGGCAGGCAUGUGCUUGCGUUGCUCAGCCUGUGCCUUGAACUCAGUAGUGCAAAGUGUGCUGAACAAGCGAACACUACAAGCUCGCAAUAUGCAUGAAGUCAUCGAGCUCCUGAAUGUCUGUGAAGAUUUGGCAGGGUCCACAGGCCUCUCAAAGGAGACCUUUGGCUCUCUGGAGGAGACAUCUCCCCCACCCUGCUGGAACUCAGUGACGGACUCCCUCCUGCUUGUCCAUGAGCGCUAUGAGCAGAUCUGCGAGUUCUACAGCAGGGCCAAGAAAAUGAACCUCAUCCAAAACCUGAACAAGCAUCUGCUCAGCAACUUGGCAGCCAUUUUAGCACCAGUGAAACAAGCAGUGAUUGAGCUAAGCAAUGAGAACCGGCCCACUUUGCAGCUGGUCCUGCCCACGUAUGUUAAACUGGAGAAGCUAUUCACUUCCAAAGCCAAUGAUGCUGGUGUAGUCAGCAAGCUCUGCCAUCUCUUCCUGGAGGCACUGAAAGAGAACUUCAAAGUUCAUUCUGCACACAAAGUAGCCAUGAUUUUGGACCCUCAGCAGAAGCUGCGGCCUGUCCCACCAUACCAGCAUGAAGAGAUCAUUGGCAAAGUCUGUGAAUUGAUCAACGAAGUGAAAGAGUCCUGGGCAGAAGAAACAGAAUUUGAACCCUCCACCAAGAAACCACGGGCAGCAGGCGAGGCCCCACCAGCUCAGGAAGAAGACCGGUUUGGGAAAAACGAAGUCUAUGAUUAUUUGCAAGAACCCCUCUUCCAGGCCACUCCUGAUCUGUUUCAGUACUGGUCAUGUGUUACCCAAAAGCAUACAAAACUAGCCAAGUUGGCCUUUUGGCUCUUAGCAGUGCCUGCUGUUGGUGCCAGAAGCGAAUGUGUAAAUAUGUGUGAGCAGGCCCUCUUAAUCAAAAGGAGGCGACUGCUCAGUCCAGAAGACAUGAACAAACUCAUGUUUUUGAAGUCCAACAUGCUUUAAAACUAUCUUUUAAUUAAAAAACAAAACAAAACUUUAAAACACUGUUCCAAACAAAGAGAAAAAAUUUAAGUUCUAAACACUGUGGACCUCAUUAUGAAUGCCCCUGGAAACCAAGUGCUUUUUUAUAUAUAUAUAAAUAUAUAUAUAAAAAUAUAAAUAUAUAUAAAAACUAAGUUUGAGAGGAGAGCUGAGCACGUGUGAGAGACAGCCCUCUGCCAGGAACGUGCUCCUUUCCAUAGAUAGCGUGUGGACUUAACAGACUUUCUAAUGUUUUCAAGCGGGCAGACCAAUGGGAGGCUGACGUUCUAAAGUCUUCAGGCAGCUGAGAUCUAAAGUGACUUGAAGUUUCUUUUAUUUCUCCUCUACCCCACCUUUCCUCUUGUCCCCUGGGCCAUCUUGCCAUGGAUAAUCAAACUACGUUGAACAGACCAGUUCUGCACUGGACUUUGCUCCUAUGAAUAACUGUACACCUUGAGGGCAUUCGUUUGCAGCCUUCUUAACAUACGUUGCAUGAUAUCAGGGCACCUGUGUUUUACAAACACAAAGUUGUGUUAGAAGUCAGGAUGGGAAACUUUAAGAAAAUACAUUAUUUUAAUCUUUUCAUACAAGAAGUCCCUUCCCCCCCCCCCCCCCAAGAGUUACUUUUCAGUCGCCACUCCCGUUUUUGAGUUAAACUUCUUAGCUAGUGAUUUUACAUUUGAGUUAGAACUGAGAGAAAGUAAGUAUGGCAAAGAAUGUCUGUGAUUGUUGUUUUAUAGAUAUUUUUUACACAUUAACUUUUUUUUCUGAAGUCCCACUGUAAACUAGCUUAUCUCACCUGUAUGUCCUGCAUAACAGGGGUUCUCAAAUUCAUUUACAGAGUGGCCCAUUCACCACUAAAUAGCAUCCCUGUGGGAACUGCAACGAUUGCUUAUAUGGAAAAGUAACUUUAGGGAAGUAAUGUAUUGUUUAGCUACUUUUAAUACAGUUAAAUGGUGAGAAAAAGGAGAAGCCAGCACCGUUUGACCAGACAGCUCUCCACAGACCACCACCAAGUGAUCCACCAGUGGUCCACCAGCUACCGUUGGAGAAGUUCUGCUAUCUAAAAUUCCUGUAAGCCUUUCCUGUGUGCAGAUUCGAAAUAAUCUUUCACAUGAUCGAGGACAAACCAAGGUGUAUGAUUUUUCAGGGGAACAAAGAUCAUCAGUUUUAUAAAUCUAGCGUUUGAAGGAAGAGAAGCAUUGUGGGUUCAAAGAUCCUUCUGAAUUUUAGAUCAGGCUCCUUUAGCCUGGGAUUAUCAGAGGAGCUGAAGAGAGCUGGACACCCAACUGCCAGUGAAAUUCAAGUUCAGUUCAAUGAGGGAUGACUAUCCAGCUCCCUUACAUUCUUUGGCAAAUCACAGCAUUAAUCAAGACUGCAUUUGCAAUGUAAAAUACACCCGGACCGAAGCAGACAGUUGAGCAACAGUCCUUGAGAACCUGCGUGUAAUAGGCUGUGAUUAUUACUACAACCUACUCCUAGGUGGAAAGGAAGCAGGUAAUAGCAUGUUUUCCUUAACUAAAUGGCUUUCCCAGGAUAAAACUAUGGGCACACAACACACAGACUAAUGUAAUUUACACCAGUGCAGUUUACCUCCAAUGUUUUCUAGGAUAAUUCUGUAUCAGAUUCAAAUAAGUAGCAUUUGAUGUUCUGUGUCCGUGUCCUUGGCAUUCCAUAAGAUGACUCCCAGCUUGGGGGCGCUAACCCAUAAUAGUAGAUUGGAGGAUUUUCUGUUCAAAGAAAUGUUUUCAAAUACUUUUGUUGGAAGAGGCAUCCCUACAGUCAGAUUGGCAUGGACUGUGGAGGUUUUUGCCUUUCUUUGUACUAAGGAGCACAGAGCAUGGUCCUCUUCCUUGGAUGUCUCACAUGUAUUUUAACAAACCAGUUCACAUCCUUGUAGCUGGAGGAUAUUGACAGUGCCCUCAUCCCCCUUCCAUGCAUGUGGCAAGUUACGGUUUAGGGAUGUUUACAGGCACUGUGCCUGGUAGUUAAGUGAGAGGGUUGUUCAUACAGUCUUCUUUGGAAUAUGCUAGGUGAACACCUGUGUAGAAUGGCUUAGAUGGGGAUGAUGCCACACUGAGCAAGGGUUUGGGCUAGAUGACCUUCUGAGGUACCUUUUAACCCUACUUUUGUGUGAUUCUAUGAUACACUAUAACACUCCUUGGGAUGCCACUAAGUUAUCAACAAAUUAGAAGAAAGUCAAAGUAGCCAGAAAAUAUUCAGUGCUAGAUGGGUGAACAUGUACUGAGGAAGGAAUCGGAUCUGUUUAGUUUGAUGGCCAAGGCAGGAAGAAAAGUCCUGUCAUAUUUGAGAGGAGCAAACACCCAAAAGGUGGAGGAAUAGUUAAAGUGGUCUGUAUGGAGCAAUUAGGACUCAAGCAAUGAAAGGGAAUGACAGAGAAUUAAGCUGGACCUCAGGAAGCUUUUCCUACUGAAGAGAGGCCUCUUCAGUUGAGGAACAGUCACUCAAGCUAUCAUUUAAAACCAGACUGAAGGGAACAAUCGAGUGCAUUGUUAAGUACAUUACUGUCCCAGCCCUUGCUAAUGUAUAAGAUAGUCAAAUAGGCUUUCUCUACUGCAAUUAUAAUUUAUGUUAAAGAGGCUUUGGGAUGGGUAGUGUGUGAACUGGCCAGUAGGAAGAGGUGGCAACUGUUCUGGGAGCAACAAAUGGGUACUUCUUAACUCUUAAAAGUAAUAAGCCAAGAGAGAUCAAGAGGAUGCUAUACUGAAUCUGUAGCCACUUCUGUUAUGCAUUGCCUGUAUUACACGGUGGUUUGAGUCCUUGGUGCAUCAGUGGAGCUACAUAAGGGUUCACAGAAGCAUGAAACCUAAUGAGCAUCAGUAGGCAAAAUUUUCAACAGAACUUUGGCUCCUAGGCUUAAUAGGUGCUUUUAAAAAAUGUGUCCUAUAGCAAAAGUACCCUUUUAUACAGUAUGUGGGAUAUGUCUGUACAUCAGGGGAAAUCUUAAGCCCCCAGCAAAAACUUCUUAUUGAUCAAAACAAAAAAAUGCAGAGAUAAAACCAGGCACAGGUCCUAUUUUGCCCCUUGGAACUAUGGGAAUAGCUUGUUUAUGCUAGGCCAGAUAUGGUAAACCAAUGAGAGUGCCCUGAAAUUUAAUUUUAUAUAUUGAAUGUUUUCGGGGUUUCUGUUUAAUUUUUUGUUUUGCUGGUUAGUUGGGUUUUUACUACACCAAUUAGAGUCCUUUGUUUUUAUAACUUGACAGACGAGUUUUGCUUACAUUAGAUGACCGUGUAUCCAAUAGCCUCUGUAGGUUUAAUGAUCUGUAGGCAGCUGAGUUUGAAAUUUUUAGAGUAGCUUCUGAAAUGAGUCACAUAAAUGUCUAGUUUGUGCACAACAUCAACCACUGACUGAAAGCAUUUUUUUUCUUUCCAUUGUUUUAGUGUCACUGACAGCAGAGUCAGCGUAUGUCUUGGUACCCAGAUGAGCAGCGUAGCCUUAACAAUGGGAAGAUUUUACAAUGGAAAUGAUGGGUAGAGGCAUGUCAGACCCUUGCUUUUCACAACCAAAGUUCCUUAAAGAGACUUCCAGCCUCAUGAGCCUUGAGUGCUUGUUUCCAGUCUUCUGGGGAUUCUUGUGGUGGUCUCUGAAAUGUGUGUGGUUAGGGUGUUUAUUUUUUUUUUCCUUGUUGAUGAAGUUAUCCAUGGAUAAAAACCUUUCCGCUUUAGAAAGGAGAUGCACUCUGGAAGGAGCAACAGUCCUAGGGCUGCUGUGUAUUUUCUAGAGUCCGUUUAAAUAUGUUGGGACUUUUAUUUAAUUUUUUAAAAAUAUUUAAAAGGAAAACUGAUAACGGACAAACCGAAUAUUCAUGAUAGGUGAAUAGCCAAGGUCACAAAUGCAGGAGGAAUGCACGUCACCCAGACUGUGAGGAUUCUGGUCUGCGCUGUAGCUAGAAAGUGUGUCAUACUGACAAAACCAUCAGGAAAUCCUCGUUUGCAGCCAGUCUGAAAAGAAGCCGUUCCUCAUUUUGUAUGUUAAUUUCUCAAAACCUCCUGUUGGGAGUUGAAUUCUCUUGUUGUUUCAUCAGGAAAAUGAUUAAUGUUCUCCUUUUCUUCCCCAGUCCCUUUCCUCAGUAACUUGUGUGCAUUUACCUUUCUUUCUGUAGAUGCAGAUGUUCUAGGCAAUACCAUAGAUGCACCUGCGUGUGUCUCUCUACCUGCAAGUGCAAGAAUCUCAUGUCAUCUUAAAAAAAAUACAAAAAAUAUACAAAAAAUUAUACAAAAAAUAUCUUUUUUAGGCCAGAGUUUUCUACAGGUAUUAAUGAAUAUUUUUCUUAAUCCUUAUAAGUUUUAUGUGUUUAAUAUUUCUUAAUACCGGUAGCAUUAAUUUAUACUUUUGUAGCAACACAAUAUUUUUAUAAACCGCCACCGCUGGCUUUGUCUUCAUAAUGGGGAAAUGUGCGGGCAGCUGGCCCUGCACUGUACCAUGUACUGUAUUUAAAAGGUUAUCUAAUGUCACACUUGCUGUGUUAAUAAACAAACAAAACCUGUUUGGAGUCUCAUGUAUUGUUGGUGUGGAUCGAAUGACUCAAUAGAGAGCAAUAUUGCACGGGGUUGAGUUGCUGAUUUUCAUUGAUAUAUAUGAAUGCUUGAGGCCAACUCAAGUUCUUCUGAGUUUUUCUUUUUAGGAUUUUUCCUUUUUUGUUUUUGUUUUUACAGCUCAAUAAAUUCAGUGCUGUUUGAAACUUAGACUGACGUCAAAUGAAAAGGAUUAUAAAAAAAUCGAAGUGUUUAAAUGUUGCUGUUUUUACAAGUCUGUUGCUGUCUGAAUGGAAAUAUUCCAUGUUAGAAAAGGAAUAAUUCCACUUAAGUUCCAAACUAGCUAAGAGCUCCAGGCCAGAGUUCAGUUAUUUGGAGGAGGUAUCUUAGAGACAUGUUUCUGCAACAUUCUUUUCAGAGUUGAUGCCAAGGCAGAAGACAAACUGUAACUGUAAGAAAGCAUCCGUUGCUUGAGGAUUUUCAUGUCAGUGUUGUAUUUAUGGUUUUACAAUAAAACAACCUUUAGGAAAAAAAA